Molecule: messenger RNA, 174 nt
Organism: Thermothelomyces thermophilus ATCC 42464
Lineage: Eukaryota; Fungi; Ascomycota; Sordariomycetes; Sordariales; Chaetomiaceae
Exons: 1
Coding region: 1-174 (57 amino acids)
Source: RefSeq, a predicted model, not a curated record
AUGGAGAAAAAGAGCAAAGAAAAAAAAACAUACAACACCGGGGAUUCCCCAGUCGUCACCGACCUGAGUACUAGUCCGGCGGUCAGUAGCUUAUCGCGGGGAGAGCGGACGGGAUCCCGAGUUCUCUACUGCCUAUGGCCGUAUGUGCUUAGCACUGCUGCUAGUUGGAAUUGA